Phyllotreta striolata is the source of this 1449-nucleotide messenger RNA. Lineage: Eukaryota; Metazoa; Arthropoda; Insecta; Coleoptera; Chrysomelidae. The record is from the annotation of a GenBank genome assembly.
AUGGAUGAAAUAGAAAUUUGUUGCAUAAGUUCUGAAGAAAGUGCAGAUGAAGAACCAACCACAAGUAAAUCUACUAAAAAUAUCACUCCAACACAAACGACUUUUAAAAGAAAUAUAUACGACCUAAAUGAAUUAGAAGAUGAUGAUAUUUGCACAGAAAAUACCGGUACCAAUACAGGUAGCUGCGAUGAUUAUUUGAAAGAGCUUAUUCAAAAGUAUUCACAACAAUCUCCAUCAUCGAGUACGAGCAAUACAAAGAGAAAUAACGUAUGUUCUUAUGAUGAAUCAUUUAACUUCCCAACUUGUAGUAGUAGUACAGAAGAAAGACUUAAUGAAGAUGUUGAAUAUUACAAUUCGUCACAAACAACAGAAUCAUCUCCAAAAUCACCUGCAAAAACUUACGAAUUACUAUCUAGUUCAGAUGAUGAAAAUGAUAAUUCAAUAGAGAGGAAAAAGAUAAAACAGUCGAAUGGUUACAGAACUAAAUCUCCAUUGAGAGAGAACAGAAGUAUAGAAAAAAUCAGUAAAAAAGAACAAUUGGAAAUAGAAAGAACGAAUAAAAGGAAUGAAAAAAUUAGGAAAAAGGAGCAGUUAUUGGAAGAAAAAGCGUUGAAACAAGCACAGAAAAUUGUUGAUAAUAGUUGCAAACAAGCUAAUAACUUAAAGUAUAUCACGAUAAACAUGGACAACUCGAUUUGUGAUGACUCGAGAUAUGGUGGGUACCUCAGAGACUACUUUGAUGAAAAUAAAAUUACAUACAAAAUAAAAACCACUUUACCAGGCUUGAUAAGUUGGACGAGAAAAAUUCUUUCCCUUGAAAAUGAGAAAGUUAAAGAAACGGAAACUCCCGAACAACAUUACGCAGUUAUUAUAAAACCAACAGCAUUUGGAAAUUUAUUGAGUUGUAUACAAAGUAUACAGAAACAAGUCAAUUUCAAGCAUUUGAGUAUAAUAAUUUACGGCCAGACUAAACCUAAUCCAACUCAAGAAGAUGAAAUGACUACUAUUACAUUGCAAUUUCCGACAUAUUGGCAAUUUGUAACAACUAAUGAAAAUUUAGGAAACUUUUUAUUCAUGUUGACGAAAUCAAUUGCACAGAAACCACAUGAGAUGAACCAAGAAUUGCAAUACGAUUACUACGAAGACUGUAAUAGGAAGAAAAUUAAAGUAGACAAAGAUGGUUCCGGGAUGGGGCAAUUAUGGCGACAAAUGUUAACGAUGUUCCCGUUAGUUCGAUUAGAAACUGCAGAAGCCAUAACAGCAGCUUAUCCCACUCCAAGUUCUUUGUUUAGGGCUUUUGAAAACUGCACCGAAUCACCUGAGGAACUCAUUCAAGAUUUACCCAUUAGAAGGGCCCAUGGACCUUCGGUUGCUAAUAAAAAGGUAGGAAUUAAACUUAGUACAAAAUGUUUUAGAUAUUUUACGUUAAAAGACGACGAUUUAGUGUAA